This is a messenger RNA of Camponotus floridanus (Florida carpenter ant), 1270 nucleotides long. Its product is annotated as 3-oxoacyl-[acyl-carrier-protein] reductase FabG-like. Gene Ontology annotation, molecular function: oxidoreductase activity. Bases 485 to 1249 code for a protein of 254 amino acids. The record is from RefSeq and is a predicted model, not a curated record. Lineage: Eukaryota; Metazoa; Arthropoda; Insecta; Hymenoptera; Formicidae. The transcript is spliced from 4 exons.
AAGGAAAUAACAGGCACUUCGGCUAUUUUUACGAUACGCUUCGGAUGUAUUCGGGAUUGUUCGUCACUGCCGAAUAAUAUCGAGUCAAACAAGCUAAAACACGAGAUUAAAAUGCUUGUGAUUGCUCGUCACUCCACUCUUUCAUAACUUUACCCAAUCUAGCUGUAUGAUAAUCAUGAUAAUAUAGUAUAGAGAUAUGACACAUAUAAAUCAAUAAAUCUAUUAGAUUCGAAGUUAUCUUUGUUAUUUUUUCUCUCUCAUUAUCGCAUAUUACAUCGCACCAAUCUGUUAUAUGUUAUUAUGACUCGCAUUCUAAGGAUAUUUAAGUUCUGAUCUUCCGACCAGUUAUUACGAAUUACAAGGUGAUCAAGACAUCGCAUUUUUUAUUGUUCAAGUUCACAUUCUAGUGUCAAGUUAUAUAUAUAUAAUAUAUAUCGUGCACAUCAUAAGUAAGUUCACAUUUUCACAUAUCUUGAAACGAAAAAUGAUGUCGUUCGCAGGGAAAGUUGUUCUAAUAACAGGAGCCAGCUCAGGAAUUGGAGCUGCGACAGCUGUUCACCUGGCUCAGCUUGGUGCGUCACUGUCAAUAAGUGGACGCAAUAAAGAUAAUUUAAAUAAAGUAGCCGAACAAUGCGGAAAGUCUAAGCCAUUUAUUGUGACAGGAGAACUAACUAAUGAAACUGAUGUGAAAAAUAUUAUUGAUUUAACAAUCAAGCAUUAUGGCAAAUUAGAUGUUUUAAUUAAUAAUGCUGGAAUUUUGGAAAGUGGUAGUAUAGAAUCUACAAGCCUGGAACAAUAUGACAACGUUUUCAAUAUAAACGUUCGUUCAGUGUACCAAUUGACAGCACUGGCAGUGCCACAUUUAAUCAAAACAAAAGGCAAUAUUGUCAAUGUUUCUAGUGUAACCGGAUUACGAUCUUUUCCAAAUUGUUUGGCAUAUUGUAUGAGUAAAGCAGCUCUGGAUCAAUUUACACGUUGUAUUGCUUUGGAGUUGGGACCAAAACAGGUGCGUGUGAAUGCUGUGAACCCUGGUGUUGUAAUAACAAAUCUUCACCGCAGUAGUGGAAUGGAUGAAGAACAGCUGAAAACCUUUUUUGAGCAUGCCAAAGAAACGCAUAUUCUAGGAAGACCAGGCGAUGUUACAGAAGUCGCAAAGUCUAUUGCAUUUUUAGCAAGUGAUGAUGCUACUUUUAUUACAGGCGCAACAUUACCUGUGGAUGGAGGUAGACAUGCAAUGUGCCCUCGUUAAAAAUCUUACAUCAUAUUUUAU